Messenger RNA from Thermochaetoides thermophila DSM 1495, 1266 nucleotides. Its product is annotated as putative aspartate protein. NCBI's taxonomy places the organism in Eukaryota, Fungi, Ascomycota, Sordariomycetes, Sordariales, Chaetomiaceae. The transcript has 4 exons. Gene Ontology annotation, cellular component: mitochondrion. The record is from RefSeq and is a predicted model, not a curated record. Gene Ontology annotation, biological process: biosynthetic process; L-aspartate catabolic process. The coding region runs from base 1 to 1266 and encodes 421 amino acids. Gene Ontology annotation, molecular function: pyridoxal phosphate binding; L-aspartate:2-oxoglutarate transaminase activity.
AUGCUUUCCUCGGUCAGACUUAUCUCGCGGCGGGUGGCGGUGUCCCGCAACCUGACCGCCCUGCGCGCCGCCUCCACCUGGGCCAAUGUUCCCCAGGGUCCUCCUGCCAUUCUCGGUAUCACAGAAGCCUUCAAGGCCGACAAGUUCGAAAAGAAGAUCAACCUCGGUGUUGGUGCCUAUCGCGAUGAUGCUGGCAAGCCCUAUGUUCUACCAUCGGUGCGCAAGGCUGAGGAGAAGGUGAUUUCGGCUCGCCUGAACAAAGAGUACGCUCCCAUUACGGGUCUUCCCGAGUUCACCAAGGCCGCUGCUGUACUCGCCUACGGCAAGAACAGCUCGGCUCUUGACCGUCUGGCCAUCACCCAGUCCAUCUCGGGUACUGGUGCUCUGCGCAUUGGCGCUGCCUUCCUCGCCCGCUUCUACCCCGGCGAGAAGACCAUUUACAUUCCCACCCCCUCGUGGGCCAACCACGUCAAUGUCUUCACGGAUGCCGGCCUCAAGGUCGAGAAGUAUACCUAUUACAACAAGGAUACCAUCAGCCUUGACUUUGAGGGCUUGAUUGCGGACAUCAAGAAGGCCCCCAACGGCAGCAUGUUCCUGUUCCACGCCUGCGCCCACAACCCUACUGGUGUCGACCCGACUCCUGAGCAGUGGAAGCAAAUCGAGGCCGCCGUGAAGGAGAAGGGCCACUUCGCCUUCUUCGACAUGGCCUACCAGGGCUUCGCCAGCGGCGACAUCCACAAGGAUGCCUUCGCGGUGCGCUACUUCGUUGAGCAGGGCCACAACAUCUGUCUGGCCCAGUCGUUCGCCAAGAACAUGGGCCUGUACGGCGAGCGCAUCGGUGCUUUCUCCAUCGUGUGUGAGAGCGCAGAGGAGAGCAAACGUGUUGACUCGCAGAUCAAGAUAUUGGUCCGCCCCAUGUACUCCAACCCCCCGAUCCACGGCGCCCGCAUCGCUGCCGAGAUCCUCAAUACGCCCGAGCUGUACGAGCAAUGGCUCGUUGAGGUUAAGGGCAUGGCCGAUCGCAUCAUCAAGAUGCGCGCCCUGCUCAAGGAGAACCUGGAGAAGCUCGGUUCUAAGCAUGACUGGAGUCACAUCACCAGUCAGAUUGGCAUGUUUGCCUACACCGGCCUGACUCCGGAGCAGAUGGACAAGCUUGCCAAGGAGCACAGCGUCUACGCCACCCGUGACGGUCGCAUUUCCGUUGCUGGCAUCACUAGCGACAACGUUGGCCGUCUUGCUGAGGCUAUCUUCAAAGUUAAGGGCUAA